Molecule: messenger RNA, 1785 nt
Organism: Cladocopium goreaui
Lineage: Eukaryota; Dinophyceae; Suessiales; Symbiodiniaceae
Source: the annotation of a GenBank genome assembly
AUGGCGGUUGGUGACGUGAAUCUGAAACAGGACAUGCAGCAGCUGAGAGACGUGUUGCGGCAAGAUAUACAGCAGCUCAUGGACAAUCAGACCAUGGCUAUUGAACGACUUGUGAAGGGGCAGCCUUCUCCCCGAGCGAAACUCUUGACAGUUCCUGGAAAGAAACCGCAAGAUUCCCUGCGAAAGGGGGACCAGAACCGUGCGAAAGAGCAUCCGAUGAGCGUGCGACCGAAUCCUACAAUAGAUGAAGACUUUGCACUGGAAGACACCGAAGUGCUCACCGAUGUCGUGCCAGCGAUGAAGUUGCAACUAUCACCGCUGAAGGAUGGUGGUUGGGUUGGCACAAGUGGUUCCGAACCAUAUGGUGCAGCAGCUUCUGACGCAUCCAGCCCACGGUCCCGGCAAUCGAUGUUCCAGCGUUUCAAGACAGGAGUACACGACUUCAUGAGUACAGAUGGAGAAAAAGAACAAGCAGUGCCAAAAGCGCAGAAGGAUCAGAAGGGGGCCAAGUUGCGAAGAAUGAAGAUGCCGGUCCUCUAUGCACACGAUGAGCAUGCGGAGGAUGUAAAGCUCGACGAGGAGGCAUAUGAUGUGAUGAACUUCUACAAGCAGCAUGGCAUUGCGCAAAAGCUUGCCCGCAGCGAUAUUUUCGAACGCGUCACUCUCGGGGUGAUUUGCAUCAAUGCUAUUUACAUUGGUGUGGAUGCAGACAAGAAUACCGCCGCCACCCUUAUUGACUCAACUUGGCCGUAUCAGCUCUGCGACCAUCUCUUCUGCAUUUAUUUUGUGUUUGAGCUUGCAGUGCGUUUUGCGGCCUUUGAGAGCAAACGUAACUGUUUGCGGGACGUGUGGUUUAUUUUCGAUGCCGUUCUGGUGGCUAUGAUGGUAUUCGAGACCUGGCUGCUGAGCAUCAUCCUCCUGAUUGCAGGAGGUGGUGGAGGAUCACUACAGACAGGGCCUUUGAGAUUGCUUAGACUGCUCAGGCUCUCUCGCUUGGUGCGGCUGUUGCGCUCGCUUCCGGAGCUGUUGACUUUGGUCAAUGGGAUGCGAGCUGCCUCUCGUGCAGUGACCUCCGCAUUGAUGUUGAUCAUUGGUUUGAACUACGUGUUUGCCAUCAUUAUAAACAUGUUCCUGUCUGACGUCACUGAAUCAGAGAAUAUUGUAGCAAAGUUCUCGACGUUAGGGCUUUCGAUGUGGAGCCUUGCGUUGCACGGAACCUUUGCAGAUGGCAUCGCAGACAUCAUGGAGGACAUUCGAGCACUUGAGACUCUAGGCUACGACUGGGUCUUGGGGUGGUCAAUGAUUUCGGUGUUCUUCCUCUACGUGCUGCUCACCAAUAUCACUGUAAUGAACAUGUUGAUCGGUAUUGUUUGUGAAGUCGUUGCUGAAGUCAAGCAGAGGGAUGAGAAGAAUUCAGCAGUUGACUACUUGAAGCGGAACUUGCGAGAGUUGCUGAUUGAACUGGACAACGACCAAAAUGGCCAGAUUUCGAAAGAAGAGCUGCAGAGUGCGAGGCAAAUGCCAAUGGCAAAGGAUGUGCUCAAGGAGCUGGGUGUGGACUUGGAAGAUUUGCUGGUUCUGACAGAGCCGCUCUUUGAACAAGAUUUUGAUGAAGGCCGUGAGCAAGAAGUCACAAGGGAGGAACUUCUGAACAUUAUUCUGGACAUGCGCGGUGAUCGAGAUGUUCGGAUGGAGGACAUUGUGAGGAUGCGAUGUGACAUGCGGCGCUAUUUGUCCAGGCAGUUCCAACAGUUGGGUGGCCAGUAUGAUGGCGAGGGUGAGUGA